GCCGCCGCCGGGCAGCGCGGGGCCGGGCGCUUCCCAGGGCAGAGCUGCGCGGCUGUGCGCGCCCCGCGGAGGCAGCGCGGGGCCGGGCCAUGGCGCGGCUGUGGCUGUUGGUGCUGCUGGCCGGCGCGCUGGCCCCGGGCAGCGCCUUUAACCUGGACGUGGAGCACCCGGCCGUCUACUCGGGCCCCGAAGGCAGCUACUUCGGCUUCGCCGUGGACUUCUUCGCUCCCGACCCAUUCUCGAUGUUUCUUCUGGUGGGAGCUCCAAAAGCAAACACUACCCAGCACAACAUCGUAGAAGGAGGCCAGGUGCUCAAAUGUAACUGGAAUUCAAACAGAAACUGCCAGCCGAUUAUAUUUGACUCCACAGGCAACAGAGAUUUUGCUCCUGAUGAUCCACUGGAAUUUAAGUCUCAUCAGUGGUUUGGAGCCUCUGUGAGAUCCAAAAAUGAUAAAAUUCUGGCCUGUGCCCCGUUGUACCACUGGAGGACUGAAACAAAACAAGAGAGAGAGCCUGUAGGAACUUGUUACCUGCUUGCUGGAUCUAAAUCUGUGGAAUAUGCACCCUGCAGGUCAACCACUAUCGAUGCAGAUGGACAGGGAUUUUGUCAAGGUGGAUUUAGUAUUGACUUUACAAAGGGAGACAGAGUGCUACUUGGAGGACCCGGAAGUUUUUACUGGCAAGGCCAACUUAUUUCUGAUCGAGUGACAGAGAUUGUGGCUAAAUAUGACUCCAAAGUCUACAGUACAAAGUAUGAUGACCAGUUAGCAACCAGACCUGCCAGUGCUGCUUUUGAUGACAGCUACUUGGGUUAUUCGGUGGCUGUUGGAGACUUCAAUGGUGAUGGCAUAGAAGACUUUGUAUCAGGAGUCCCAAGAGCAGCAAGAACUCUGGGCAUGGUGUCUAUUUACAAUGGGAAAAACAUGUCUUCCAUGUACAACUUCACAGGAGAGCAGAUGGCUGCCUAUUUUGGGUAUUCGGUGGCUGCCACAGAUAUCAAUGGGGACAAUUAUACAGAUUUGUUUAUUGGAGCCCCUCUUUUUAUGGAUCGAGGUUCUGAUGGGAAACUUCAAGAGGUUGGCCAAGUUUCCAUUUGCCUUCAACGAGCCUCUGGAGGGUUUCACAUCACAAAGCUGAAUGGUUUUGAGAUAUUUGCAAGAUUCAGCAGUUCUAUUGCACCUCUGGGGGAUCUAGAUCAGGAUGGCUUCAAUGAUGUUGCAGUUGCUGCACCGUAUGGUGGAGAGGACAAGAGAGGACUUGUCUAUAUCUAUAAUGGAAGAGCAAAUGGUUUGAAUGCAGUCCCAUCUCAAAUUCUUGAAGGGCAGUGGGCCGCUCGCACCAUGCCACCCAGUUUUGGGUACUCGCUGAAAGGAGCCACAGAUGUGGACAAAAAUGGAUAUCCAGACUUGAUUGUUGGAGCCUUUGGUGUUGACACAGCUGUUUUGUAUAGGGCUAGACCAGUUAUUAGAGUAAAUGCUGCCCUGGAAGUUAAUCCAACCAUUCUAAACCCAGAAAACAAAGCCUGUUCGCUGUCAGAUGUAAAAGUUUCUUGCUUCAAAGUAAAGUUCUGCUUAAAAGCGGAUGGCAAAGGAAAGCUCCCUAAUUCACUCAAUUUCCAAGUGGAGCUGCUGUUGGAUAAACUUAAGCAGAAAGGAGCUAUAAGGAGAGCUCUCUUUCUCCACAGCAAACAGCCUAGCCACUCGAAGAACAUGACUAUUACAAAGGGGGGCAAAAUGAAUUGUGAAGAACUUGAUGCCUUUUUGAGGGAUGAAUCUGAAUUUAGAGACAAACUAACUCCCAUUACUAUUUUUAUGGAAUAUCGUCUGGAUUACAGAACAGCUGCAGAUGCAACAGGAUUGCACCCUAUCCUCAACCAGUUCACUCCUGCUAAUAUGAGCAGACAGGCACAUAUUCUGCUGGAUUGUGGUGAUGAUAAUAUCUGCAAACCAAAGCUGGAGGUUUCAGUAGAAAGUGAUCAGAAGCAGAUCUAUAUUGGUGAUGACAAUCCCUUGACACUAAUGGUCAGUGCUCAGAAUCAAGGGGAAGGGGCCUAUGAAGCAGAACUCUUCGUCAUCGUUCCGCCCCAAGCAGAUUUCAUUGGUGUUGUUCGUAACAACGAGGCUUUAGCAAGGCUGUCAUGCGCAUUUAAAACAGAGAAUCAAACUCGCAUGGUAGUUUGUGACCUGGGAAAUCCCAUGAAAGCAGGAACUAAGCUAUUAGCUGGCCUGCGUUUCAGCGUGCACCAGCAGUCUGAAAUGGAUACCUCUGUGAAGUUUGACUUGCAAAUCCGAAGUUCCAACCUGUAUGACAAUCUAAGUCCAGUAGCAUUCUAUCAGGCUGACCUUGCUAUUUUAGCAGCUGUUGAAAUUAGAGGUGUGUCGUCUCCUGAUCACAUAUUCCUUCCUAUUGCAAAUUGGCAGCCGAAGGAGAAUCCGGAAACAGAAGAUGAUAUUGGGCCUCUAGUUCAGCAUAUCUAUGAGCUGAGAAACAAUGGUCCAAGUGCAUUCAGCAAGGUGAUGAUGACUCUGCAGUGGCCUUACAAAUACAAAAACUACACACUGUUGUAUAUUGUUCAGUAUGAAAUUGAUGGUCCCAUGAACUGCACUUCUGAUAUGGAAAUCAAUCCAUUGAAAAUUAAGAUUUCUGCUUCUAAAGAUGAUGAUAAGAAUGAAACACUUAGCAGGGAAGAUAAUCGUGAUCAUCGUAUCAGUCGAAGAGAUAUAACUGCCAUUGAAGGAGACGUGCAUACUUUGGGCUGUGGAACUGCUGAUUGUUUAAAGAUAGUCUGUCAAGUUGGCCACCUGGAAAGAGGAAAGAGUGCAAUAUUGUAUUUAAAAUCACGCCUUUGGACCCAAACUUUCAUGAAUAAAGAAAAUCAGAAUCACUCCUAUUCUCUCAAAUCAUCUGCUUCUUUCAAUGUUAUAGAGUUCCCUUAUAAGAACCUUUCCUUUGAAGAUAUCCACAAUUCUACAGUAGUUACUACAAAUAUUACAUGGGGCAUUCAACCACAGCCUAUGCCUGUGCCAGUGUGGGUUAUAAUUUUGGCUGUCCUAGCAGGAUUAUUGCUCUUGGCUGUUCUAGUGUUCGUUAUGUACAGGAUGGGCUUUUUCAAACGUGUGAGACCACCUCAGGAAGAACAAGAGAGAGAACAACUGCAACCACAUGAGAAUGGGGAAGGAACAUCAGAAGCUUAAGCAGAGUUUUAUCUGUAAGACAUUCUGGAAUUUUAAAAUGCCUACAUCUUGGUUACGAAUAUUGGUUUCCCCCUUAAGGAAAAAACACUCAUGACUGCAAAGCUGCUGGUCUUGGAAGGUAUCAGCAUGUACAAAAUAAGAGCAAUAUAUUUAAAUCCUCCUUUUUGUAUUAAUUAUGUUCAUAUAGGUGACUAAUGCAUCUGCACUGAUUUGAGUGUGAAAAAAAUUAAGUAAUAUGUAGUGUUACGAUUUUGCUUAUUGGGAUGUAGGAGACAUCUUUUUUGAUUCACGGACCAACUUUACAUGAAUUACUACACAGAUUCUCCAUUUGCUCUUGAAGCCAACAGCUUCCAUAGAUACUUUCUGGAUUACACGUUUAGUUUUGAUUGAUUUUUGUUGGAGUACACUACAUUUCAUUUCCUAGCUCUUGAAAGCUAGUUGCACAAAAAAAUGAACAUAGCUUGUUUUACAAAACUGAAGAAUAUUCUUUGACCCAUUAACUCUGCUGAUGAUUUUCCUCCUGCUCAAAAAAUACGAGAGAGAUUAUUCAGUGGAAUCAUGCACAUCUGAUACCUAUUCUGCAUGCCUGUUCCCCUUCCUGCUCAGUCAUCUGUCUUGUGGUUUCCCCCUAGACUUUACAAAUAUUUGUUCUCCAGGUCCUAGGUCUCUUACUGUAGGGACUGAGCAUACAGAAACAGAAGUGAGCGGUAGAAAGCUGGGGAUGAUGUACUUUCUAUGGGACCUAGUGAAAAGAUUCAGGGCAAGAUCCAGACACUCUGCUGUGUGUUUCCACAGAGCAGGAUCCAGGUGUUCCACAGAAUUCUUGGCAGCAUGGAUCCAUUCAGGUACUGCCAGGGACAAGAUGUUGGACUGUGGCUGCCAACAGACAUGUCUGAUGAGAAAACCCAUAGACUUUACGUUCACAAGUCAAACCUCCACAGGGUUUGAAGUCUGUACAUCACUCAGGUUGAAUUUCAGCUUCUGGCAAAACAAUGGAGGGAAUACUUUGUGACAGGUUACCUGAUGCACUGUAAGGAAGCUGUUGUUAAAUCUCAGAUUCUGUGGUUGACCAUGUCCAAGUGCAGGAUGGAGUAAUAUAGGGACUGUUUAAACUAGAUGAUCUGCCAGCCAAAUGUAUCUAGAUUACAUCAGUACUUUAGCCACACUCACGCCUGUCUUGCCACCUGCCCUGAGAGAACAGUGAGCUUGUCAAAUGAAGCAGAGUAUAGCUGGCAAUGCGAAAGGGUUUGAAAAGAGAAGGUUGAUUUGGCUUGUUUCGUUUCAUUGUUUCAUUCAUUGUACAUUUCAUUGCACAAAAGACAUUUCACUGCACAAGACAUUUCAUUAUGUUCGAUACAUUUCAUUACCAGAAAAGACACUAAAUAUUUUGUUUCAUUGUUGUUUUUUAAACAUACCAGAAGUUCAGUGGUUUAAAGCCAUGAGUUUACGUCAUUCUUAGCUUAUUUCCCUCAGCAUUGGUGUGGUAAAACGAAGCUGCUUAUACUUAGGAGAGAACACAAAAACAUUGUCUAUAUGCAUUUCAGUAGACAUGUAACUGCAGAUCAGGAGGUUGUUUGGCUUGCAACCAUGCGUAGCUGUGUUGCACAAAUCUUAAGAGUGGAUGUACUUAAACUAUUACAAAGGUGCCUUAUAUGAGAUUUGUUUAUUCUCUAUUCCAAAAAGGGAAUAAAUUACAUUAUAAACUCCCUGUAUGCAGCCACAUACAGAAAGGAAGACUUCUACUGUAAUUAUACCAGUGAGAUUUCUAUGUAGAAGACAAGGUCUUAAAAGGACAAAAACUCUGGUUUGGUUUGGUUUUGUAUCUUGGGGUUUUUGUUCAAAGCUGCAUCUCCCCCACAAAUACUGCAAUGCCCAGUAAACCCAGAAUUAUCUGAAAUCAACAGUUUGAUUCAACUCUCAUUUCUGCGUCCUUUCUGAGAUUUAAAAUCCACAAAUGGCUUUUGUUAAGUGCAUUCUUACUCACUGAACCGUGAUGGCAUUUGAGUCAUUAAGAGAGACAUCAUAAGGUCUGUGGGGGCCAGUAUGUAUAUCGGAUAUAGGCUUGCAUAUUUAUCCAUUUACAUGUUUUUGUUUUAGACAAUUUGUUUAGAAAUAAUCAGUUUAUAUGAGAGGGUAUAGGGCAUAAUUCAGUUUUCACUGAAUUUUCAAGGUCUUCAGUGUGGCCAAUGUUUUAUUUUUGUCUUUACUUCUAGUAUUGUUACUAGUAAUAUAGUAAAGAAUUAGGAGUCAGGCUUUGAUCCUGGCCUCAAAAUGUGACUUUUAUAAAACACAAUUUCAGUUACUUACAUAGGCUUCUAGUUCACACAGUUUGUCAACUGAUUAUCUAUAUGCAAGGAGAUUGUUUUUACCCAGUCUUAAUCUCAGUAGGUUAAGAGGUUUAAGAGACUGUCAGACAGAUUAUAGCUCUAAUUCUUACAUGUGUGCUUUCAUUACAUGUACACACCGUGUUGACUUGAAAUUUAUUAGACUACUUGCAUGUCUAGGCAUUAUAAGGAGAUGAAAAUAAAAAAAAGAAGGCACGAUCAAGGUCUCUUCAGCUCACAUGAAAGGGAUACUGUAGCGUUAUUAAUAUCAGUGCUAACUGCAUCUUAAUUUUACUGUGGCAACUGGAAACACUUAUUUUGCUGAUUUUCAGGAUAAAAAGGUACAUUUUAUUGGUAGAACUACUGAAGUUAUGGAAAGUUUCUUCCAUUUAUUGAAAUUACAUAAAGUAAGACUUAUUUAAGUGAUUUUUAUUUUCUUGCAUUCUACUGGAGAAUAAAAGCAAAUAGUUGCUUCUCUCAUGUCCACUGAUUUCCAGUUUGGUUAAAAAAACCCCAGUAGCAUAUGUAAAUGGAGUACACAGGUUACUUAGUGAACAUAGAUUUAACACCCCAGAUUCAGUUUAAAGUUACAUUUGUGUUUCAGGAUUCUGAACAGGAUGUUUUCCUGAAUGGGGGUGCAGGAAACAUUUGAUAUCACAUUCUAGAUUCAGCAAUAAGAUUACAGACUAUAUAUGUACUUGUGUCAGUAUAAAUUUCAUACUGACUUACAGGCACUGAUGUAUUCUUAUAGCAAAUAUUGUAGAAUGAUGUUACAACUUUUAAAGAAACUUCAUAAAAAAUGUAUUUUGGAAUGAAAUUAAUGCCCUUGAGUCAAAAUUGAUGUGCAUAAGAUGCAUACUACAAGCAUUAAAACAAUACAAGUACAGGAACAGAGCAUUAGUCCUCUUUUGAGAGUUAUGUUGCAGAAGCAUAUUUUUUAUGAAAAUAAAAUCAACAGCUAUGUAAUUAUUUAGACAAUGAAAACAUUUUAAAAGAGCUAUAUCUUUUAUAAUGAAAUAGGAAAUUCUGUAAGUACUCCAGUUUGCAAUUAUUGCAGCAUCUCAUGAUCAAUAUUAAAAAGUGAUUUGUAUUACAAAAUGCAUAUUAUCUAUUACUAUAUUUGACAAUAUUUAGAAAACGUCAAGCAAGGAACCUAAUUUAUAGGUUUACAUUUCUUUCAAGAAACUACCAAAUUGUGGAGAUAGCUUUUGUUUAAGCAUGACUGCAAAGUCAAAUAUGGGAUACAUUUAUCAACAUAAGUUGAAAUCUUUGAGGAAAUGUUUGCAGAUAUCAGUAUCAAGUUUAUAAUUUUAUUUGUCCCAUUUUCUGUUUUAAUUUUUGAUUUACACGUUGAUCUUUGAGUCACAUAAUGCUUGUGGAAACUUUAAGAAACUUUAUUAUAUAUGCUCUUUCUUUAUAAAACAUUUAUUCCAAGCAAAGAUUUUUAAUAUUUAGUUGUUUCUAAACUUGUGUCCAUGCUUAAAUAGUCUUUAAGGUAAACUCACGGGUAUUUUGAAAAUAUUUCAGUUAUAAUCAGCGUGUUCUUGGUGAUUUGAAGGAUUCAUGUUGCACUUAGAUUUUUGCAACAUGCGGAUUUGCGGUUAGUUACCCUGGCAUAGGCCCUGUAGUAUUUUUUCCUACACCCUCACAAAUAGUCACAGAGCAGCAGUACCCUGGUGAAAAUCCAGUCAGUUUUUGUCUUCGGUCCAGACUAAGACCUAUUCCACAGUCUAAUGAAGUCACAGGAAACCUGACAUUCAUUGCAACUGGCUUUGAACGUGACCCUUUGUGUUCAAUGCUACUGGCUGUUAAUGGGAAAAAAAAAAAUAAAUAGGAUUUCAUAAAAGGAAAGUGGAAAUCCAAAAAAUAAAAAGGUGGUGGCAGACCACAGAUGAGCCUUACAGCAAAGAGAUGAUUUUGUUUGUUUGUUUGUCUGUUUCUGAGAUGGGAAGAACGCAUUAGUUCUCUGUUGGCAGUGGCCUCCUAUAACAAACAAAUCCCACAGUUUGGAUUGUGAUUAUAUGCUGAGCUCUAAUAACUCUCAUUGACUUGAGUGGGAUCUGAACUCUUUGGUACUGAAUCUCUAGCUUCUAAUUCCCAAGUGCAAUAUAACGUGAUCAGAUCUAGUUCACUGCCAAGUCGUCUGUUUAUUUUUGUUUGCCUAAGAAGGGAUGUAGCAUUUGUUGACUUGCAGCGGUCAAUAUUUUUAAAGACAUUAAUGGAACCAGUGUGUUAAAUUGAGGUGAUAAAUGAAUGGUAUAGAAAGCUUUUCAUCACCCACAUUGGGUGAAACAUGAUGUAUAUUCUAAAGUGUAUCCAUUACUAACUCUUGAGUUAUUGAGAAUUGGUACAAUAUUCUUUAAGUCCACUGUGGAAAAUUUGACUAGAGACUAUACAAUAAUGGGUUUGAGUCUGUAGUGCUACUACUGUUUCAUGUGAUUAUGGUAUUUAGUAUUUCGGUCUAUUUUUUUCCAGUGUGUAGAAUUUUAAUGUAACACAGGAAGUCUAACCUUUCAUGCAAUGACCUUCUCCAAAUACACUGCAUUAAGGUUGAAUAACUUGACCCUUGGCUUUUGCAAAGUAAAUGAAGACUUAAUGUAGCAUUUGAAUGUUCAAAAAACUUUUACAGGUUUAGGUGGCCCUUUCUAGUCCAUGAAGGAAACCUGUAUUUGCUAUGAUACAAAUAUGUUGAAAAUGUAACAUUUUAUUUCUUCGUAACAGAAUUUUUUUGCCUUUUUUGUUUUUGCUUGGGCAUUAAAUCAGUAGAGCAUUGUUUGCACAAGCAGAAAAUUAACAUACUAACGAGAGUGCUACAUUUUGGGUUUCUUAGUCAUGUAGUAAAUACUUGUAACAAAUGGGAAUAUUUUCAGUAAUGAGAAACUUGUUGCAAAGGUCUUCGGUACAUUUAAGGAGAGCAAUAUACAUUUGAAGUCACCUUAUUUUUAUUAAAUUAUAAAUCUUGCAAAAAAAGUGGGUAUUGUGGCACAGUAAUUUUGUACUGAUAGCAAAUAUAUAGCUGUUAAGCUAUGGUUUUCUUUUCAACUCAUUCUUUUCAUCCUAAUUCAAAUUUGAUUGAUUUUAUUAGGUUGUAUUUUUAUACAUAUAUAUACACAAUUUCAAAAUAUUAUGAUUGGAUAAACUGAAAAAUGUAAGUAUUGAGUUGAUUCUGAUAUUUAGAAUUUUGGAAUAAAAUACCUCUUAAUU
Molecule: messenger RNA, 8722 nt
Organism: Gymnogyps californianus (California condor)
Lineage: Eukaryota; Metazoa; Chordata; Aves; Accipitriformes; Cathartidae
Gene: ITGAV
Product: integrin subunit alpha V
Exons: 30
Coding region: 90-3194 (1034 amino acids)
Biological process (GO): integrin-mediated signaling pathway; angiogenesis; cell-cell adhesion
Cellular component (GO): integrin complex; external side of plasma membrane
Molecular function (GO): integrin binding
Source: RefSeq, a predicted model, not a curated record